Vicia villosa (hairy vetch) is the source of this 663-nucleotide messenger RNA. RefSeq lists its product as uncharacterized. NCBI's taxonomy places the organism in Eukaryota, Viridiplantae, Streptophyta, Magnoliopsida, Fabales, Fabaceae. Bases 1 to 663 code for a protein of 220 amino acids. The record is from RefSeq and is a predicted model, not a curated record. The transcript is spliced from 4 exons.
AUGGGUUGUGAGAGAGGAGGAAACUACAAAAAGAAGAAUUAUUCUGAUGGAAGUUAUAGUAUGAAAGUUAAAUGUCCAUUUAUGUUGAGAUCUGUGCCAAGUGGUAGCAGUUUGAAGGUUAAGGUUAGGUGUGGGUUUCACAAUCAUAUACUAGUUAAGGACUUAUAUGGCCAUGGCGUAUUAGGUCGUUUAAAAGAGAAUGAAAGACAGUUUGUGAAUGACAUGAUCAAAUACAAUAUGGUUCCCAGAUACAUAAUAGCUGCUUUGAAAUAUAGAGAUCCAAAAAACUUAACGAGCGUUAUCCAGGUGUAUAUUGCAAGAUAUACAUACAAGACGAACAAGAGAGUGAAAUUGUUGAUUAUGUUUCAUUUGGUGUUGAUUUUUGAUUGUACAUACAAAACAAACAGGUACCUGCUACCGCUACUUGACAUUGUUGGUGUUACAUCCACAAAGUUGACGUUUUCGGUUGGAUUUUCCUACAUGGAACAUAAAAGGAAGAGAAACUUCACGUGGGCACUAGACAAGUUGAAAACUUUAUUCGCUUUUGAGUGUUGUUACAUUGAUGAAAUUAUUGAUGUGGAUAAAUAUGGAAAUUGCGGUUUAUGUGCUAUUGUAGCUUUACUUGGAUGGGGAAAAGAGGCUUGGCUUUUGGUUAGAAUGUAG